Molecule: messenger RNA, 1092 nt
Organism: Fonsecaea nubica
Lineage: Eukaryota; Fungi; Ascomycota; Eurotiomycetes; Chaetothyriales; Herpotrichiellaceae
Exons: 3
Coding region: 1-1092 (363 amino acids)
Molecular function (GO): oxidoreductase activity; zinc ion binding
Source: RefSeq, a predicted model, not a curated record
AUGUCCGAUUUCACGGUGCCCAAAAAGGCCAAGGCCAUCAUAUACUCCAACCCCGGCACGACGGCCACCGAGAUCAUCGACGUCGACGUGCCAGAGCCGCAAGACGGCGAAAUCCUGGUCCGCAUCACACAUUCUGGUGUCUGCCACACAGACUACUCGCUGGCCACUCAGACACUGGGCCAUGUCCGUCUACCCGAAGGCCAGGUUGGCGGCCACGAGGGCGUCGGCGUCGUGGUCAAGCUGGGGCCGGGGGUGACGGCACGACAACUGGGCGAACGCGUGGGCAUCAAAUGGAUCGCCUCGUCCUGCCUGACCUGCGAGAUGUGCCUAUACGGCUACGAGAGCAAAUGCACGCUCCGUAAAGUAUCGGGUCUGGGCCACCCAGGCACCUUUCAGCAAUACCUUGUCACGAACGCCCAAUACGCCACGCCCAUCCCAGAUGGCGUCGACUCGGCCAAGGCUGCCCCUCUACUCUGCGGCGGCAUCACGGUCUAUGUCGCCCUACAGCGGGCCGAGCUGAGUCCAGGCCAAUGGGUCGCCAUCUCAGGAGGGGGUGGCGGCCUGGGUUCGCUGGCGACACAGUACGCGAAGACCAUGGGCUUACAUGUCCUGGCCAUCGACCACCCUUCCAAGGCGGACUUUUGCCGCAAGAUCGGCGCCGAUGCCUUUCUCGACUUCACAAAAUUCAGCGGUGAGGGCGCCGACAAGGCCCUGGCCGACGAGGCAAAACGUCUCACGGGUGGCGGCGCCCACGCCAUCCUCGUGAGCAACUCCUCGUCCAAAUCGUACGAUCAGGCCCUGGACCUGGUUCGCUAUGGUGGUACGCUCGUAUGUGUGGGCUUGCCGGAGGGGUCCUCGCCGCCUAUAGCGGGUGCUGUCCCUUCGAACAUGAUUAUGAACCGGUUGACUAUCAAAGGCACCAUGAUCGGCAACCGCAAAGACGCAGUCGAAUGCCUGAAACCACUCGCUCGAGGCCAGAUCGAUCCCCAGGUCACGGUUCGACCAAUGAGCCACCUGACUCAGGUCUUUGACGAAAUGCACGCAGGACGCAUUCAAGGUCGUGUCGUGCUGGACAUGACAAAGUUGGAGUAG